Messenger RNA from Megalobrama amblycephala (Wuchang bream), 4938 nucleotides. Its product is annotated as proline-rich transmembrane protein 2. The record is from RefSeq and is a predicted model, not a curated record. Gene Ontology annotation, cellular component: membrane. Lineage: Eukaryota; Metazoa; Chordata; Actinopteri; Cypriniformes; Xenocyprididae.
AAAUCCACACCACUAUCCAGAGCUUUCUCUACAAGUAAAAACGCGCACACACAGAGUCGAGCACGCGCACACAGGUUCGUGCAGUGAGACAGAACAGAGUCAAACGCAGUGGAUCGUGUUCAGACUGAUCACCCCACGUUUUAAUGCUGAAACGCAGUAGCUGCAUCACAUUUUAAAAUCUUAAUUCUGUAGCACUACCUGAACUUUCAUAUGCCUACUGUUUAUUUAAAUUAAAAAUGAAAAGGAUUGGAUAAUGAUUUUUGCAGUCAUUUUGCACUAGAUUAAGUUCUCAACAAUUCAGAAUCCCAAAGUGUAUACGGACAUAAAAGCUUGAUUUUGCCGCACACAAAGUUGUCAUAAACACCUUGGGAAUGGAUUUGAAUGCUGACGCCAGCAUUCCCACCGCUGCCCCUGGUGCAGUGGAGGAAGAACAGCAACAGCAACAAUCUGAGCAAGAAACCAGUCAGCAACGCACAGAGUCGGACCUCACCGCCAACUCCUCUCAGCCAAUACAAAACGAGCAGCAAGAUCCACCCCCCGCCACAACACCUACUCCUGCUGUAGACCCCGCACCCUCUCAGGAUGCCCCACCCAAAGAUCACCUGACAGUCAUUGACGAGAAGAUGGAAAUGAGUAAUGGUGUUUGCCCGGCUCCUAUCGACAGCUGUCCGACCGCUUCUUCUCCUCCUCGUCAGCAGCAUGUCAAACCCAACCACACACAUGCGAACGGGCGUGCCAGGCUGAGCAGCCGCUCCGGGUCACUGAGUCUUGCGGGGUCACCUCGACCAUCGCUCACUCGACAGCCCAGCGCAGCCACUGACGCUGGAGGAGACGGAUCCAAACCCAAUGAUUAUCUCAUAUGGGCUAUUCUGGCCUGCCUCUGCCCUGUCUGGCCCAUCAACAUCGUCGGCUUGACCUUCUCAGUGAUGUCUCGUAACAGUCUGCAGCAGGGCAACGUGGAUGGCGCACGCCGUCUUGGCCGGAAUGCAAAGGUCCUGUCCAUCGUGUCAUUGGUGGGUGGGAUUGUCAUCAUUAUUGUUACUAUCGUCAUCAACUGGGGUGUAAUACUUAAGACCUGACGGCCAUCACGACACUCAGGAUGAAGUAAAAUUCAUGACUAAACUUCAUGCCCAACCACCAGUACAUGAUGACCAUUUUCUUCUUCCAUGUGUCAUUCAUUUUCUACAUCUGAAUGCUCCUGAAUGCUUUUUCACUUGUUUUAUACUCUGUCUGAAGACUCUAAAGCUGGAUGUUACCUUCAUCUUCUGUCGUGCCAGAACUAUCAGAAACAACAUGGACGCUCAGCAGGAUCACGAGUGAAGUGGCAAGGCGUGCAUGUUUGUUUUUUUAUUUUCAACAAACGACUCAUUUGAUGAUGUCAGUGAGGAGACCACAAAGAUGAUUUCAUUUCAUUCGUCACGCACCCCUUGAGGAUGUGAGGGAGGAAAAGAGUGAAAGGGAAUUGCUGGAGAGGAUUCAUUAUUUAGAUUAGAGGUCCCCCUGUUUUCUCAGAAGAGUGAAUCCAUAAAGAAAAGCUCAGAGUAAAAUGUAAUCGAUUGUAAAGCAGCAGAUGCCUUCUGUAUUGGUAUCAACAGAUGAGUCCGAUUACCUUAAGAGCUGCUGUUGACACACGUUUGUCUAGGUUUUCUUAUUUCCUGUGAAGGAAAGAUGAGAACUUGAGGAGGGCAGGAGAGCAGUUUCCCAGCAAUUAAACAUGUGUGCUUCAUUUUUUAAUCAGACACGAUGAUUGUCUCAAAGGAAAGGAAUGAAACGAUAUGGAAGAACGCCAUAGGAGCCUCUCUAUUAAGAUGCAGGUUGAUGCACAUAAACAAAAAAUGAUGUAUCAGAGAGAAAGAAGGAGAGGUGAAGAGAAAAUGGGAGGGAUUGAGACCAAGCUGCAGUCUUUUGUUUCCCACAGAUGGAAGGAUGGAGAAAGAAGAGAGGAGGGGGCGGUGGCUUCAGAUGAAAAGAUACCCCAGAGAUGGGGAGAUGUAGGGAAUGCAGUAGUGUUGCGAGGGAUCUGAGCUGCCUCCGAUUGGCUGCUUGCGUGUGUGUGUGUGCGAAUGAGGAAGCCAAUAUCAUAAUGCUUGCCAACAUGCCCUCCCCUCUUCCUUACAGCUAUGCUCUGCCAGAUCCUUCAAGGCAAACAGAAAGCAAACCAUUUAUUUAUUAUUGUGUUUUAGCAGUAUGAGGCAAAACGAUGAUGCUCAUGUUUUUAUACCGUAAUGUUUACAGUAGAAUCAGACUCUUUCGGCACAUUCAGCAGGAACGCUAGGACGUUUUGACUAUGAUGAAUCGUUUUACACAGCUAAAACUGCUUGUUUGGUGGAAUGAUUUGUUUUGCUCAACAGAAUGAUACCUGAAUCAUUCCUAGCUAGGCCACACCGACUGUGCCAAAAUGCAGACGCUGCCAAGACUCCAGCUUAGAUGGGCAUGUGGGAAAUAAGAGCAUGAAGGCAUGUUUAAGAAGGCAUAUAUGUAGGGAUGCACCGAUAUUAAAAUCGUAGUCUAUACCAAUAAUCUCUUGUGUUAUGGCCGAUAGCUGGUAUAAGGCUAAUUUUCAAAAUCUAUACUAUUUUGUCUAUUUAAUUAAAUUAAGAAUAAAACACUAAAAACUACGUUUAGGUAAAAAAAAAAAUUAAUUGAGAAUUUCUCAAGAUUACAUUCACAAUGUUAUUGAAUUAUUCCUUUUUUAAAUUUUAACUUUAAGUUAAUCUAAAUGUAAAAAUAGAGGAAAUUAGCGUGCAUAUUUAAAUAUCCAAUAUCGGGCAAAAAAUGUCCAAUAUUGACUGACUAAUAAAUACAACAACUGAUAAAUUUCAUUUCAAAUCAGAGGAAAUGAGCAUGCACAAUUAAAUAUUCAAUAUCAAAAAAAUCCAAUAUUGACUGACUGAUAAAUUUAAAUACUACCAAACGAUAACUGAUAUAAUACCUAAAUAUAGCUGCAAGCAGCAAUUAUCAGGGUUCAGGCACUUAAAGGCCUUAAAGCAAAUACGUAAAAAAGUAGCAAGCCUGUUAACCAUCUUGAUCAUAGAUGGAAAAGACCAUUUACAGCAAAUACAGGCAAUAUACCAUUGGAAACAUAUAGUUUCUAAAGCUUUUUAACAGUUAUCGAGGUUGAGCCAAAGACCUAGGACUAGUUCGCCAAAGUUGAUUUUUGAAGUAAUCUCCAAAAUUUAACAAAUGAUUCGGUGGACAGUGGUGGUCCUAGAGGCAAAGUUGGUCAGAAUGAGGAGUUCUACCAUGUGGUACAAAUGUCGUGGGCUAAACGCAAAGGCGCCCACGCCUGGUUUGGUUCCGAUCAGGCUAAAAACCUAGGACUAGUUAGAAAAAGAAAAAUCCAAAAUACCCGAAAAUUUUACAGAGGCAUGCAUUUUGUUCGUCUUGAGCCAAGGAUUCCAAUGACAUAAGACACUUGAGCCUAGGAGGUUUAGAAGUUAUAAGCGAUUUCAUACUUUUCACCAGUGUAGCGCUCCCAUCAGGCCGAUCAGGGAGAGUCUUGGUGACAUUGUAGGCGGUAUGAGUACCACCAACCCUCAAAGUUUCAAGUCUCUACAACUUACGGUUUGGUCUGCCUGAUAACUUUUAGAGGAGAACGCGGAUCCUUUGAAAAUGUAACAAUUACAAUAGGUUUCAACAGUAUGCUCUUGAACCCCUAAUUAUUGUGCGUCCCUACAUAUAUGGAGUUCUUUCACAGAUAAAAUCACAAAUCCCUCAUCUUCAUGGCUUCAGGUCUCUUGCGUGCGAUUCUGUUCCAUUGAUGUUUACAGCUUUUUGACAGAGAUGGGGCACGUGUUAACUCUCUGAAAUCAAGUAUUGUUAUUUUUUUACAAGGCAAAACCUAUGCUGAUUAGCACUUUGUAAAUGAUCUGCAUCUAACGAGAAUAAUUUACUAUCACAACAAGCAGUAUGAUGUCGAUAAAGGAUACUGACUCGGUUUGGGUAGGGAGAGGCCUCUAUUUUCGGGGCUCGCAUUGAGCUACGCUUGCGUGAACAGAAGGGGCUACUACAUUUUUUGAUUCAUUUCCGUUUGAGGCCACUUCACAUCCGCACCACUCAAAUAGGAAUGACCGUAGCAUGCACAUGAUUUGAUCCAACUGCGUGCAGUCAGUGAAUGCCAGCUUGACUUAUGUUCUCUUGAAUUGUUCUGCUCAGCUAUUUAUAUUUAACCUGCUUACAAUUCAUGCUUGUAUAUAUGUGUGUAUAUAUGCGUCUGUACAUAUUUGUACCGCUUCCAAUUCCAUCUGGUAAUCUGAAUCUCAUUGAUGGACAAGAACAGUGUGCGUAAUGCAACUCUUGACUGUUAACACUGCAGUGCUUUCACAAAUUUUCACACUCUUGAGUAUUUUUAUUAGUAAGUAUUUUGAAAUCAGCCCUCUCAGCGUACUACAAUAAGUCCGCGGCCAUUUGUUUUGUAUGCCGUUUGUGCUUUGCUGAAACUUUGACUUUAUGAGCAUGUUUACACAUUGAUUACAGAUCAUCUAUGCUGCAUAAUAUAAUUCUGAAAGAAAUGUUUCAAAAACACCAGCUGAGUCAAAUUCUCUGGGUUACAAGUUCUACCUGCCGUUCUAUUGUUUUGUAAUUAAAAAUAAAUCCGUAUUUGUGUUUAUUAAACAUUCCCUUACAAAUUCAACAGCAUUUUGGUGAAAGCACCCGUGCUAGUCAAGAUUCCUCUGUGACAUGAAUUGAUUUGAGAGGCAUUAUGAUAACUCUUGUUGCUAAUAUAAUCUUGAUUUUGUGCAGAUUUGCCUGUGCAUGCCUUAAUGAAUUGCUUUGGAACAAUAAUAUGUGAUGUACACUGUAUCUGAACCGAAGCGUUUGAUAGAUCUUGCAGUAUUGAUCCUUAUUCUACUCUGUAUACUGGAACUGAUUAUGCAUCAAUGAGUCCAGUGAAUAAACUGUCCCUCAUUAUGCCACUCCUCUGUCUUUAUAAACACA